GUAUUUGCUAGUAUAAAAGAACACCAACCAGCCAAUAUUCAUGAAUUAGCCCAAUUAUUACACCGGGAUUAUACUAAUGUUUGGCGGGAUUGCCAAGUGUUAGCCAAUUGUGGAAUUAUUGAACUCAAAGAAAAAGGUAAAGAGACGAAGCCAGUUGCCCUUUACGAGCAAAUUGUUUUGGAUUUUCCAGUUAAUAAGAAAGUUUUGGCGAGAAGGAGUGAAGAUUUGGAAGUUGGAGUUUA
Molecule: messenger RNA, 242 nt
Organism: Dentiscutata erythropus
Lineage: Eukaryota; Fungi; Glomeromycota; Glomeromycetes; Diversisporales; Gigasporaceae
Source: the annotation of a GenBank genome assembly